This is a messenger RNA of Thlaspi arvense, 519 nucleotides long. The record is from the annotation of a GenBank genome assembly. NCBI's taxonomy places the organism in Eukaryota, Viridiplantae, Streptophyta, Magnoliopsida, Brassicales, Brassicaceae.
AUGGGUAUUCAUAGCUACACACAACCUUCAAGUAGCACCGACAGCGAUUCAAGUGGUAUUAGGAGAAGACUAGCUCGGCAUGUAGUACCAAUCAACGAAUAUGGCAUUUUGACUCAAUGUUAUUGUGGAGCUCGAGCCAUUCUCGAUACGUGUCGUUCCACAAUGGACCCGGGCAGAAGGUUCUUCACCUGCCCAAAUGUAGGGGAUGGAAACUGCCAUAUAUGGAAGUGGUUAAACGAGGGUAUUCUAGAGGAGCUUACUACCAUUAAAAACGACUAUGAAACAGUCUUAGACAAGCUUGAGCUAUUCACCUACAUCGACGAUUUCUAUAUAGCUAAAGCAGAAAUUGAUCAACUCAAACAGGAUAAAAUUCAAACCGACGACAAGAUUGCCAUGUUGGCAAAGACUGUUGAUGACCUGAAGAAGAAUAAAACUGGCAUAACAAGCUGCUCGAGGAUGCAUAUGGCUAUAACUGCAGUCGUUUUGGUAAUCGCUCUCACCAUUAUGAUGUUUAAGUAA